CCACCCCCAGUUUCCUGAGACUGACGUGAGGGAAAGUGCAACUGACUUCGGAUGAGUUAAGUCAGGUCGAGGGGAGGAAGCAACAGGUGGCUGUGCAUGGGGGGCAAGAAAAACGGAAAAGGCAUCAUUUUCUUAGUGCUUCAAAACUAGUUCAUUUGGCGGCUCUCUUCUAUUGGAAGUUAAUUUACUUAAAAUUGAAAUUGAAAAUCGAGAGAGAGAAAAAAUAGCCUCAGUGCGAUUGCUGGAGUAAAGAUUGUGUAAUUAUCGGUGGUUAAAAGUGGUAAAGGUUUCUCGAGUGGUUUGAGUUUACGAAGGUAUGGAGGAUGGGGUUGGUGGAGCUUCUCUGUAUCACAGUGACCGUGUUUCCAGGCACAUUGAGAACUCUUUCCUUUGACAUGGGAUGAUUUGGCAAAAGCUUUUUUUAUGUAAAAGAAAUUAUUUCUAUUGUUUUAAAUAUAAAAUGCGCUUCUUGUUGAAGAAGGUCUCGCUGACCAUUUCUGGGGCUGUGGCCACCUACCUGAUAGUCUCCCUGUUGGAUCAUUACUGGCGAGAGGAUCGGAGUGGACAUAAGCUGACACCUGACCGAUUGUCAGCCUACUCAGACGGGCAGAGUCCCAAGUCAGUGUCACCUGUAGAGGAUCAUGUUUGGCUGCCAGCGUUGAGGUCCAACGCAGUGAACCCAAACAGUUUGGGGAGUUCACAACUGGCAGCUGGCACUGCUCAGGACGUUACCAAACACCUGCCUCAGAGACCACAAUCCGUGCUCAGCACUCUGGAGCUCAGGGAUAUUUUCAUUGCCGUCAAAACCACCCAUAUGUUCCACAAAUCCAGACUGGAGCUACUUCUCCAAACCUGGAUCUCAAGAGCCUCCGGGCAGACGUACAUCUUCAGUGAUCGUGAGGACAAGGAGCUGAGCAUCAGAACAGGCCACCACAUAAUCAACACCAACUGUUCCUCGGCACACAGCCGGCAAGCUCUCUCCUGCAAAAUGGCUGUGGAAUACGACGUCUUUGUGGAUUCAGGGCUAAAGUGGUUCUGCCACAUGGAUGAUGAUAACUAUGUGAAUGUCCGAGCCCUGGUGAAGCUGCUGUCGCGGUUCCCUCCCGGCCAGGACGUCUAUGUGGGGAAGCCCAGUCUGGACCGGCCCAUCCAGGCCACAGUCAAGAUACCGGACAACCAAACUAGAUCCGUUUUCUUCUGGUUUGCGACUGGUGGAGCCGGGUUCUGCAUCAGCCGGGCACUCGCUCUGAAAAUGAGACCUUGGGCAAAGGAUGGGCGUUUGGUGAGCACGGCUGAGACAAUCCGACUGCCCGAUGACUGCACUGUGGGUUAUAUCAUCGAGGUGCUGGUGGGCAGGACCCUGACACAGAGCCCUCUCUUCCACUCUCAUCUGGAGACGCUCCAGGUCAUACCCACCCGUGAGCUUCACAAUCAGCAGGUGACGCUGAGCUAUGGGACGCUUGAGAACAAGAGGAACGUGGUGGUACUGAAGGGAGCGUUCUCAGUCAGCGCGGACCCCUCCAGAUUCAAAUCCAUUCACUGCCUCCUUCACCCUGACACACCCUGGUGCCCCUAGAAGGUAUACUUUGACCUCCCGGGCACCCGCACCAUCAGCUACACUGCAGAAGGCACUUUACCUUGUCCUUUAUGUAUGUGUGUGGGGGGUUUGGAGGCUUUCAGUCAAGUGUCACGGUCGGUUGUUAACCAAAUGCCACGAAGCACAAAUCUCAGGGUGGGAGGAGAAUGCACACCAAGUGUCAUUCAGCCCAUCACGUGUGUUCCACAUCGAGAGGGGGAAAUCCUGAAUGGUCGGUGAGGGGGAGGAAAGGAACGCCAAAUGCAAAGCUUCUCUCUCUCUCUUGUACAUUUGACAUGGUGGCCCCCACUCUGCCUGCAUUAUCUCAGAGUUGCUGUUAGCUCACAGCCACAUCCAACCCGGCCACCAGAGGUCUCCGUUUACUGAGAUCUCAGGCUGCGGAGUAAGCGAGCAAAGGCUGACACAGACUGUAAAUAUCUUCACGCUUACUGGGGAGAAACCACACCUGAUGUACAGCACUGGGGGCUUUGCCAGGCCGGUGAGGUUAGGACUGGCUGAGGUUUGGUACAUAUUUUGGUGUAAUACCUGCCAGUUCAUGCUCAAUAAAUAAUCACUCUGGCCCA
Messenger RNA from Callorhinchus milii (elephant shark), 2160 nucleotides. RefSeq names its product beta-1,3-N-acetylglucosaminyltransferase lunatic fringe. Gene Ontology annotation, cellular component: Golgi membrane. Gene Ontology annotation, molecular function: O-fucosylpeptide 3-beta-N-acetylglucosaminyltransferase activity. The coding region runs from base 401 to 1576 and encodes 391 amino acids. NCBI's taxonomy places the organism in Eukaryota, Metazoa, Chordata, Chondrichthyes, Chimaeriformes, Callorhinchidae. The transcript is spliced from 8 exons. The record is from RefSeq and is a predicted model, not a curated record. Gene Ontology annotation, biological process: pattern specification process; regulation of Notch signaling pathway.